UGCACUGAGUCAUCUAUUCAGUUCAUAAUUACCUAUUUAACAUUGAAACUGAAAUAGAAAAAAAAACAUUCUUAAAUGUCAAUUGUCUCAAUUUGAUAGAAGAUACGUUUCUAGGCGAUAGUUUAAUCAAUAAUAAUCUUUCAAUAAUGCAUGUACUCGUAUAUUAACUAAUGAUAUCAAGGAAAAGAUGGGGUUAACGAGUCAUACUGGAUUACUAGCAAGCUCACCACAAAAGAUAAGUUUUAAAGAAAAAGUAAGUAUUACAAUACAGCUAAGAUGCGAAGUAACACCAGCUCCCUUCAUGCUACGACCCUACGCAGGGCUAUACAAUCCAUUUUCACAGGCCUGUUCAGUGCUGUGCAAUCAUCCAGCAGACACCACCACAAAGGAGUUCGUUAGACGAGCUAAAGAUGCAUGGGUACUGGAGGGAAAAUCUCAUUACUUUCAGGAAGACCUCUCCAAAUUUCAAGAUCAGAUUGAUAAAGAAAAGAAUAGAACUCCCCACGAUAUUGUAACUGAAGAUAUGUUUAGAAGAUAUACAGAAACAGACUCCCGUCCACUCACUCCAGCUCCGACUCUCGCCAGUGGGAAAUCCCGGGGAUCCCGACGAUGCCUCACACCGGACCAACCUCGUCAGAAAACUACGAUAGUCCUGGAUCUACGCAGAAGUCAUAGCCAAGAAACUCUUUACUACCACGGUUACACGACGUCGGAAAUGACAGUGGCACACACUACCAGUGCGACCAACGAACGGUCUACUCUACCAUCUCUUAACCUGUCAGAGUCGACCCAUACCAGACUGUUAAAGGGCCAAUGUGAACAGUUACCGCCACUCGCAUCACCAUUAGUACUGGCGAAGCGAGUUCUCAAGGAGCCAGUCAGCGUUCGCACGAUGAAGAAGAACCAACUCAAGGCACUGAACUUGGGAAAGACUCCGAGAAAUAAAAAGAAUGAUGCACCGGCGUCACAACGAUCGAAGAGUGACAAGGAAUUGGACAACAACCCAGAUGAAUUGGUUCCUAUGGAUGACAGUGGCACAAUGGAAAUGCGUAGGCGUGGCAAGAGACGUCGUAAAGGGCGUGGCGGGAGCGACCGCCUCACUUCCGCUGGACUCGCGGCACAGGCCCAACAAGACCCUGAAACACAAAUUGCAGGCAUUGGAACGGAUUCUCAAAACCCCAGCUCGCGGGCAUCCAUUGCUCCAACGAAUGAUGACGACAUUAUUAUACCGCCUGUGGUCAAAACUAGUGUUGCGAAGAAGACUGACUCUUUCCUCGAUGAUGAUAUUCUGAAGUACUUACACAGGGAAGUUGAUGAAGAAGCUAUCGAGACGGAAUUUGACACAAAGCGUCGAUAUGUGCUAGAAGAGGCUCUUCGAACCCGACCUGAUCGUCCGCAUGGCCUGGAAAUGCAGACCCUUCUCAAGGAGAUGAGAAUCCCAGCUGUGAGUUUGGGAGACUGGCUGCACAUACCCAGGGUUUUUUCAAGAAAAAACGCACAGUUUGGACUCCCAAUCGACUCGAAUGAUCUGGAAUCGAUCACACCGAUGAUGUAUGCUGCAAGGUUUGUGACUAUAAAAAAAUCCAAACAACUGCUGUAUCUUACUGUGUUAAGGAAAUUUAGACCUAAUGGUUAUAGGAUGCCAAUUAAGGAUAUACAAGAGGGUCUCACGUUAAUGAUGGGUGGGGUGCUCACACGCGAACAAGCGAAUCAGUUUCAAACAAUAAUGGAGUGGGAUUGUUACAAAGAGGAAGAAACACUCUCAGAUGAUAUAAAAUUAACGCUGCUAGAUACAGGAUAUAGAAAACAGAGUGGCGGUGGAGAUGGGGGAGAGGUUGACAUCGAAAGUAUUAAGUUUAAGACCUGGUGUGGUUUAUGCGCUAUUUGCGAAAGGAUGUAUGGUCGUUUUCCACCUCAAGAGAAAGAUUCUCCUGAUGGGAUAGAGCUCAGUGACUUUUCAAUGAUUGAAACAAAACUCGUCACCCUUAAAGUCCACAGUGGGCUCGCAGAGAUCCUCAACGCAAUACGAACACGAUAAUAUUAGGUAGUUUUAGUAUGGUUCGUUUUUAAAUACGAUUUAGCAUUUUAUACUGAUAAUUAUACAUAGGUUUU
This is a messenger RNA of Zerene cesonia (dogface butterfly), 2112 nucleotides long. RefSeq lists its product as uncharacterized. The record is from RefSeq and is a predicted model, not a curated record. The coding region runs from base 188 to 2038 and encodes 616 amino acids. The transcript has 13 exons. Lineage: Eukaryota; Metazoa; Arthropoda; Insecta; Lepidoptera; Pieridae.